Pseudopipra pipra is the source of this 2150-nucleotide messenger RNA. RefSeq names its product eva-1 homolog C (gene EVA1C). Gene Ontology annotation, cellular component: extracellular region. NCBI's taxonomy places the organism in Eukaryota, Metazoa, Chordata, Aves, Passeriformes, Pipridae. Gene Ontology annotation, molecular function: carbohydrate binding; heparin binding. The record is from RefSeq and is a predicted model, not a curated record. The coding region runs from base 17 to 1093 and encodes 358 amino acids. The transcript has 7 exons.
UCAGCCCGGCCGCACGAUGCGCGCCCAGGGCAGUGCCAGGCGCGGCACCGCCGGGAUCCCGCGUCCCUUCCCCGCCGCCCCCGCGUCCCGGCCGGACCCGCUCCCGCGGGCAGGGCCGCUCCGCCCUCACCAUCCUCCUCCUCCUCCUCCUUCUCCUCCUCCUCCCGCGGGUCGGGGCAGCCCCGAGGGCGCCCGGCGGGCCGGGGGGGCCGCGCCGCCAGCCAGGACCGGCCCCCGCCAUGUGAGUCUGCGGGGCUGCCCCCCCGCCCCGCGCCGCCCGCUCCCGCACCAUGAGGUACGGGGGUGCGGGGCAGCUGCCACGCCGCGCUCAGGUAGAGCCCGGGCGGCUCCUCCGCCUCCUCUCCUGCCUGGUCCUCGUCUGCGGCGCGGAGGUCGCGGCGCUCGCCGACUUCUCAGGUUACCUAACCAAGCUCCUGCAGAACCACACAGCCUAUGCCUGCGAUGGGGAGCACCUGAGCCUGCACUGUCCGCGGCACUCAACCAUCAGUGUUCAGUCAGCAUUUUACGGGCAAGACUCCCACAUGUGCAGCACUCAGGAGCCUCAAACGAAGAUGGCAGAACCGAGAAACUGUGUGGCACCCACCUCUUUGCAGCUGAAUACAAAACCAAAUCAGCAUGUGAGAACCAGGAACUGAAACUCCACUGCCAGGAAUCCAAGUUCCUUAUCAUCUACUCGGCCACCUAUGGCAGAUGGGCCCAGGAGGAGAGCGCCUGCUCGGCAGAGGCGGAGCACAUCCCCCCCUUUGACUGUUUGUCUUACACAGCGCUGGAGGUUUUAUCAAAGAGGUGUUCUGGGAAGCAGAGAUGCAAAAUCAUUGUCAGUAGCCAGGAUUUUGGGAGCCCAUGCCUUCCUGGAGUGACAAAAUCCCUCACUGUCAGCUAUGCAUGUGUUCCUAAAUUUAUCCUCAUGGCUGUCAACCCCGGGGUCCCUGAUAACAAGUCUUCCAUAAAACAGAAUGAUGGUGUUGACUUUGAUCCAAAGGAAUCAAGACUUCCAAAGAAAGAUGGAAUUAUUCUUAGCUCUAACUACCUGGCUGCGUUUGCAUACAUCAGAGAUAAUUGUCCUCUUUGAAGAAAUGAUGCACAGAGAAGAAAACAGCUGGUGACAGCUACUGUCAGCAAUAUCAAGCAGAGCAGCUUCCAUGGAAAAGGCUAAUGAUCUCUAGAACAAAAAGUGUCUGAGAUAGUUUAGGCAGAGAGAAACCCUUGCACUACUCCACAUCCUCUGAAGAGGUCCAUCAACUAAUUAAACGGGCAACUUCCCUGGGAGCCUACACCUCAGUGGCUGUUAAGCUGCCACACCGUUUUUCAGUCACCCUGAGAGGAAAGAGAAAGAAAUUCUGGUCUUCUAAAUGACAGACAUAUAAAUCACCUGACUUAUCUCCAAGGGAUGCACUGCAGACAGCUGCAGGUGACAAGAUUUGCUAUAAAACUUUUCAAUUUGUAUUUCAUCUAUUUUUAAAUACCUCUUCGUUGUACUUCACAAAAGUGCUAUGGAGCAAGUAAUAAUAGCAGUUACAGGAUGUAACUGACAGGCAAAGGAAUUACUAAAGAAAAAUUUGGAAUAUAAUAAAUUCAAACCUUAAAAUAGAUGUGCCAUUUUAAGACACUCAAGCCAGGACUAAUAUAAUCCAUUUUAGACACCUAUGGACAAUUCUCUUCCACAGAGUACAGACAGUCAAAGGUGAAGAACUUAUACAGACAUCUCCUAGCAAUACUCACUUUCUGGAUCUUGACAAUGAUGGUUGUUUUCUCAUUUUUUCCUACAUAGUCAGACAGCAACUUUGUUUCUUGCAACUCCUUUCCUGCCCACCAUAACUGUGCUUCUGAUUCUUUUAUAACUUCAAGUCCAGCCUGUGACAUACAAACAAGGUGAAGUGUUAGGGGUGUUGUUUCUUGCUCUAUUUGUUUCUUGCUUUUUUUCAAAACCUACUUCUGCUACAUCUUUCUCCUCAUGCUCAUCUAUGGCAUUCAUUCAUAUUCCAUUCAAUCUUGAUCUCCUGUGAAUACUUUGGGCAAUCAGCUCUCCAUACUGGAGGUGACAAGCUAUUUAAAAUGAGAUCCAGACUUACCUGAGUGCUGAGUAUGCAACACUUGAAAUAAACUCCAAUAAUUUUAUUUCUAGUUAA